AUGGUCACCCGUGGCAUCUCCCAUGUGCGGACAACAAUUUGUUUCUCGUGGAUGCUUGGCUCGGGAGGUGGCGCAUAUUGCAUCUCGUUGAUGAUGAGGUUCCGCAAGAAGGGUGUUGUCUUGUUGUGGGAAGCGAGGUGGCUGGAAUCGCUGAAUACGUACAGGCCGGCCUCUGGGCUGGGCCUUCCCAACGUCCUGAAGCCCGAGGGAACUCAGCAGCAGUCCGGGGUGGGGAAUAACAACCGCCCCGACCCCUUUCUCGACGGCGGCAUAGGGGUCGUCAUCGGCGAGGAUCAGCUGGUCCGAGGUCUCGGUGACAUUGAGUAG
This is a messenger RNA of Phialemonium atrogriseum, 327 nucleotides long. RefSeq lists its product as uncharacterized. The transcript has 4 exons. Lineage: Eukaryota; Fungi; Ascomycota; Sordariomycetes; Cephalothecales; Cephalothecaceae. The coding region runs from base 1 to 327 and encodes 108 amino acids. The record is from RefSeq and is a predicted model, not a curated record.